CCUCCUCCCCAUGGUCUCCUCCUCACGUUCUCUCCUCCCCAUGGUCUCCUACUCCCCAUGGUCUCCUCCUCCCCAGAGAAAGGAAAUCAAUCAUAUCUCUCAAAUUGGAGCAAAGAAAUUAGGAAAUUGAUCUGGUGCGCUCACGCCAUGGAAUCUCUCAUCCUCCUCCCAUGGAUAAAACAAACAAAUCUCUCUCAAAUUGGAGCAACCAAGUUGGGGAAUAGAUCAGUCCUAGGAUUCAAUCCUAGGUUUGCUGACGUACACUCUUUGGGCACUUCGUGGAGAUCGCGACGGGGCAGAACCAAGCCCAUGCCGCCAUCUUAUAAAUUAACUGCAGCCUGACACAAACAAUCUACACAUCAAGGAGGCUCCUGUCGGUCGUGAACAUCGCCGCUGGUGAACCUUCUCCUGUUUGGUCAACUUCUUUUGUUUACCUUCAAAACAAUGGCAUACGAUAUGCUCCAUGAGAUUAGCAAUUAGAAGGAUUCCUGGAAAGUCAAGGUCAGAAUAAUUAGGCUAUGGGAUGCCAUUAAUCUCAACAGCAAUGAACUUAUUAGCCUUGACAUGAUACUACUUGAUGAAGAGGGUACUAUGAUACAUGGCAAGGUAAUGAAGCAUAUGGUUAACAAGUUCAGACCAUUGAUCCGAGAAGGUUUAGUCUACAUGAUAUCAAAUUUUAAGGUUAUGUCUGCAAUGAAUUUCCGCCCAGUUGAAAGCGAAAAGGUUCUAAAUUUCUUGCACAUGACAAAAAUUCAAGAGAUAAAAGGUCAAAAAAAUAUCAAAAUAGCAGAACAAAGCUUAACGUUUUGUACUGUUGAAGUUCUUUCCACAAGAGACAGCCAAAAGAUUUACUUAUCUGGUAUGAUUUAAUUUGUUUCAAUUAUUAACUUCCAUCUAUUAUGCAUAUUAAUACCACUUUAUUAGCAGACGUCAUUGGCAUAGCAACUUACAUAGGACAUAUUGAAGAAACACACACAACCCAUGGGAUUUCAAAGAUUCGAGAUAUUGUGCUUCGGAUUGAGGAUCAAAAAAUUAAUAUUAGACUAUGGGGUAAUAAGGUUGGUCAAAUUGAUGAAGAUUCAUUGGGGCGUGUGGUCAUCGUAACAUCAACUAAUGUUAGAAAACUCAAAGAGUACUCGCUGUCAUCUACAGGUGCGACCAGAGUUUACAUCGAUUUGGAUAUCCCUGAAACAAAUGAGCUUCAAACGAGGUAUUGCUUGCAAAAUGAUAUGGUAGAAGAAAUAGAGCCGGAAGCCCAUUUGCAAGGCACAAUUCAAGAACAGAUGCUCUAUAACAGAAGAACCCUAAAAGAAAUAACUGAAAUUACAUAUGAAUCUGAAAAACAGGAAAAGUUCUAUACUGCAGAAGCAAUGAUUAAGUCAAUUAAUACAUCAGAUGAGUGGUACUACAUAGGAUGCCGUAAAUGCAACAAAAAAGUACAGAAACAAGGGAACCACUUCUACUGUCCGAAAUGUGAAAAAGAACCUGAGAAGAUAUGUCCAAGGUACAAACUGAAACUAGAGAUAUGUGAUCUCAGUGCAACAACAACUUGCACCAUGUUUGAGGCAGAAGCAAAAAAAUUGAUUAAGCAAUCUGCAAGUGUUUUGAUAGAGAGGGAUGAUUGUGAUAUCCAUGAGCAGGCAAAACAAAUCCAGAAAAUAUGUGGGCAGAGAUUGAUUUUUCAAUUCAGAUUGAAUGACUAUAAUUUGAAGUACGGUUAUCAAGAAUACACUGUUCAUAGAAUCUUUUUCAUAGAUUCUGAAAAAGAUACAUCAGUAAAUCAUUCAAAUGUUGAGCAGAUGGAGGAUGAUAAACCCAUUCUAACAGACACUAAAAAGACUAGGAGGACUAGGAACACACGUCAUGUUGUACAUUCUGAUGAAGAAUCAGAAAAUCUGGAUAGUCAAGAGAAAGAUGAAUUCAUAUCUGUUGUUGAUAAGGAAUCUAAGAAAAAGGGAAUUCAAAAAGAUAGCCAUGAGCAAGCGGACAAGUUAUCCGUUAUGAAAACUAUAAAGCAAGAACCAGAGGAUGGUGAACCCACUAUUAACCGGACUAAAAGGGGUAGGAGAAGUAGCACAACUCAUGUUGUACACCUUGAUGAAGAACCAAAAACUGAAAGUAGUCAAGAAAUAAUGAAAUCAAAAUCUAUGGAAGCAGGCCCCAAGAGGAAACGCGCCGUAACUCGCAAAUGUGCUGGUAUCGAUAGCAAACAAGUAAAGAAUGACCGUGAAGAAGAAUCAGAACAUGCAGGUACUGAGGAGCACAAUGAUUCAAGGCCUAGGACAAGGCGUAGUUGUGUCAAUAAAGAAUUGAUGAACAAAGAGAUUCAGAAGUGUGGUGUAUCAAGAACUCGAAAGUCAAAUCGUUGAUUAGUGGAAAUCCAAUUAUUUAGCAUGUAAUAGAACAUAUAGGAGCAUCAGAUUUGUACAUCAUAUGAACAUCAUUGUUUAAGAUUGAUUUUAGUAAAUGUAAAUGCGUACCUUUGUGUUAGUAAAGUCAUUAGUGAAAAUCAGCCACAU
Triticum dicoccoides is the source of this 2519-nucleotide messenger RNA. RefSeq names its product replication factor A protein 1-like. NCBI's taxonomy places the organism in Eukaryota, Viridiplantae, Streptophyta, Magnoliopsida, Poales, Poaceae. The coding region runs from base 900 to 2369 and encodes 489 amino acids. The transcript is spliced from 11 exons. The record is from RefSeq and is a predicted model, not a curated record.